Messenger RNA from Tupaia belangeri chinensis (Chinese tree shrew), 1559 nucleotides. RefSeq names its product hydroxyacid oxidase 2 (gene HAO2). Lineage: Eukaryota; Metazoa; Chordata; Mammalia; Scandentia; Tupaiidae. Bases 132 to 1217 code for a protein of 361 amino acids. Gene Ontology annotation, biological process: fatty acid alpha-oxidation. The record is from RefSeq and is a predicted model, not a curated record. Gene Ontology annotation, cellular component: peroxisomal matrix. Gene Ontology annotation, molecular function: (S)-2-hydroxy-acid oxidase activity; FMN binding. The transcript is spliced from 8 exons.
CCUUGAACCACUUCUUUACUCAUCAGCUAUGGGUGCAGUUUUCCACCACAUUUCGCAAUGAGCCAGGCUUUGACCAGUUGCUUCUAGACACUUGCCCUGAAUACCAGAAGACAUUAGAAUCAGGUUCAGAAAUGCCCUUGGUGUGUUUGACAGACUUUCGGGCACAGGCUCAGGAGCGGCUGUCUAAGUCAACUUGGGAUUAUAUUGAAGGAGGGGCUGAUGAAGGCUUAACACGGGACGACAACAUCACAGCAUUUAAAAAAAAUCUCUUUGUUGUCACGCACAGAAUUCGCCUGCGUCCACGGUACCUGAGAGAUGUGUCUGAGGUGGACACCCGGACCACAAUCCAAGGGGCUGAGAUCAGUGCCCCCAUUUGCAUUGCACCCUCAGGUUUCCACUGUGUCGCCUGGCCAGAUGGAGAAAUGAGCACAGCCAGAGCUGCCCAAGCAGCUGGCAUCUGCUACAUCACCAGCACGUAUGCCAGUUGUAGCCUUGAAGACAUUGUUUCAACUGCUCCCAGUGGUCUUCGAUGGUUUCAGCUCUAUGUUCAGCCAGACCGGCAGCUAAACAAACAGCUGAUCCAGAGGGUAGAAUCCCUGGGAUUCAAAGCCUUGGUAAUCACUGUGGAUGUACCCACAGUUGGCAAUAGGCGACAUGACAUAAGAAAUCAAUUGGAUUUGAAGAUGAACUUAAUGCUGAAGGAUCUUCGAGCACCUGAAGAGAAAAAUUCAAUACCUUAUUUACAAGUAUCCUCUAUCUCCAAAUCUCUCUGCUGGAAUGAUCUCUCCUGGUUUCAGGGCAUAACUCGAUUGCCCAUCAUCCUUAAAGGAAUUUUGACAAAAGAAGAUGCAGAGUUAGCUGUGAAGCACAAUGUCCAAGGCAUCAUUGUUUCCAACCAUGGUGGGAGGCAGCUCGAUGAGGUCCCCGCUACAAUCGAUGCGUUGACAGAAGUGGUGGCUGCUGUACAAGGGAAAAUCGAAGUGUACCUGGAUGGCGGGGUCCGAACUGGCAAUGAUGUGCUAAAGGCUCUGGCUCUUGGAGCUAAGUGUGUUUUUCUUGGGAGACCAGUCCUGUGGGGUCUUGCCUGCAAGGGUGAACAUGGGGUUGAAGAAGUUUUGAACAUUUUAAAAAAAGAGUUCCACACUUCCAUGACCCUUACAGGUUGCCGAUCCAUCGCUGAGAUCAGUCGAGACCUGAUUCAGUUCUCCCGGUUGUAAGGAACAAGAGCUAAUGACUGGAUGCCAAGGUUGCCCACAGGAGGAAGGCGAGCUCAUGGUGUGCUGUGGAAUGCCGUCUUGCCUGGGGCUCACCCAUCCCAUCCCAGCACCCUCAAACCUCCACCCUUGUGCCUCAGGCCCUCUUAUGGGGAGGAACUAAAGGAACACAGUACUAGAGAUGAUGAUCCUGAUCCUAGUCUUUCAGUGUUGUAAGCAUGUCAGUUCGUUCCUCUCUGUACUAGUAUGGAUAGACGUAACUGCUUUUGCUUUAACCAUAUGUAAAGGAAGAACCUGAAUGAACAAAUUAAUUAAUUAAUGAAAUCCUCCUCAUCUUCCUCAGAA